GCGCCGCCAUUGGCUGUCCCCGGCCGGCGGGGCCGGCGCAGCCGCGGGCGGGUGCGCGGAGAGGCGGCGGGGCGGGAGCGACCGGUAGCGCGCACACGCAGCGCCCCGACGGCAGCGGCGGGUGCGCGCGGGAGCUGGGCCCUCGGCGGGACGCCCGCGGUGUGUUCGACCCUUUGCCUUUUUCCCUUCUUUUAGUAGAGUUUUUCUGCGGUGUUUUUCUUCUUUUCCCCGUUCCCAGCCAGGACUGGGAGCAGGACCCGCGCCCCUGGAACUGCUAUGCCAACUGAACUCCGCAGGGCCGUGAGAAUGCACGCCAUCUCCGACCUGCACUCCUCCCUCACCCUGCGGCUCCUUAACAAGGGGCCCGAGUACCUCCGCAGGCAGAUGGAGGCCAGCAACCCCGGCAGGAGAAGUGCCGUGGAGAGGCUAGCAGCCGAUAAGGCCAAGUACGUAAAAAGCCAGCGGGUAAUCAGCACCACGCAGGAGCCCGUCAUCGUGCUGAGCUCAGCCUCGGAGAGCGGCAGCGAGACCUGCUCGGUGGAGAGCCAGAAACCCAGCAGGGACUUCGGGAGAGGGAAGGGCGCGAAGCCGCUGGAGCUGUCGAAGGCGGUGUACGCCUGCCGGGCGCCCCUGCAGCACGCCCCCCCCAUAGCCAGGCGCAGCACCCCCAGGAGGCAGAUGCGGCCGGACUCCCUGGUGAUUUACCGUCAGAAAUGCGAGUUCGGGAGAGGUCAAAGCCAGGACAGCUCACGGGGGAGCUUGGUGAGGAGGAUCUUCCAAGGGUCUGUAAAGGAGAAGCAGCUGGCUUCCCCUGAGAUGCCCAGAGUCAUGGAGGACACCGCAGCCACCGAGAGCAAAGAGACUCUCUCAGAGAAAGAUAGUGACCGUGAGCUGAGCAACCAUGGAGCGGAGCAAGCCAUGACUAUGAGCACUGAAACACCAGGGGUAUGUACAAAAGAGCAUGAGGGAUCCUCAAAACUGAGUAUACCUCCUGAGGAGGUCAAGGAGGUGAAGAGGAGAGGUCUCCAUCGCUCCCAGUCGGACAUCAGCUCUCGCUAUUCCAAGUCUUUCUCCGAGUUUGAUACAUUUUUCAAGUACUGUGGCCUGGAUCAGGAGGUCAUCGAGGAUCUCGGGAGAGAGAACUUCUCCGUGGUGUCCGACAACAUCUCCUUCAAGAUCCGCAGCAUCAGUGUGGCAACGUCCGAAAGCGACUUCACUAGGCACAGCGGGGACGAGGGGCUCCUGGAGGAUGAACUCACAGAGCAGGUCCCGAGCAGCACUUCUGUGAUUGAGCGCAAUGCUCGGAUAAUCAAAUGGCUGUACACGUGUAAGAAAGCCAAGGAGGCUAACAAAAUGAUCCAGGAACUGGCAUGAUGGCUUCUUUCAGCAUGCAUUGCAGCCUCAAGAAUGCUUGACUUGGAAGUCGAACAAAACCAGACACAGGAAGAAACUCUUCUCUCAUCUAGCUCAUGAAUGCUUUGUCCAAGUUUAGUAUUUUAUUAUUGCUUCCUACCCUCGCCCGCCUUCCUCUUACCACAAACACAGGAGCUUCUGAGAGCACAAUGACAAGUAGAGAUUGUGAACUGUGCUCCAGCAAGGCAGCAAGAAACGAAAGCUCCUGUAAAAGCAAAGCAUGGCAGCAGCUGCCAUCCACGGUUAACAUUCAGCAUCAGCUCACUGCCCCAGGAUGCUCUUCCAGGCUGUGACAGAAGGUCUGUGUUGUGCAUCCAUCUCUUUCCAGCAAUGAGUUUGUCAACAGGAAUGGGGGGAGAAAGUGGGAAUGAAGUGGCAAUGACCUCUGGGUCAGGCACUUUCUUGCAGACAGACAGGCUCCACCCGGAUGUUCAAAGGCUCUGUCUUGCCAGGGCUGUUUGACCAGGGCUCAUUCUGACAUCAUUAGAUGUUGUUUGGCUGGUGAGGACUAACUGUGGCAGCUUUAUCUGGGAUACUUGGCAAACAUGUUGUAAGCUAAAUCCCUGCCAAGCCUCUCUUUCUCUGAGAGUAUUCAAGCCAAACUGGAGUACCUUGUAUCUAUUUAGUUUGUCUCACAACUUGCUCAAGCCAGCGGGGAGGAGAAGCCUUUAAAACCCUGCCCCAAAUAUUUUCAGGAGCAUGUUUCCAAGAAACAGGUAGUUAAAAGUAAGGGAGUGUUUUGCAUUGUUACUGCCUUGCUGCAAAACAGUACAAUUCACAUGUACACAGGCUCUUCCACUCUCUUUGCAAUACGUUUUCAACUCUGACAUUGCAAACAUUGCAAGGUUUGGCAGGUUGUGGUUUAGCACAUUUAAUUUUAUGCACCAUGAGUGAGCAGUGUGCUUAGGAAACUGUAUCCCAGGCUAUGUAUGGCCACACUUCUCUAGCAUGGCUCUGAUGGCUCUGGAGUACAGGCUGUGCUUAGGAUGUGCAGGACUGCAUCCCUGUGCUGCAAGGCAAGAAGUCAUGUCAGGGCACAGCAGUGGCAGCUAAAUGUCCUGGUAGAGUGGAAUGCCCAGCAUAAACAACACCUUGCUCACUAUCAUCAAUAAAAUGCUUCAUUUGGACUGGCCAAGCUAAAUGUGUUUUAAAAGCUGAUAAAAAGUACUUCAGAUCACCAGUGUAGUGAAUGAGGCCUCUACAGUAACUCAUGGAAUUUGCUGGCUGUGCCUCAAACAUUUACCUCAGUCUGUCAUUGCUUGCUAAAAAAUGUCUUGCACCAAAGCAUUUCUUUGUGGACACUGCAGACCACACAAAAAUGCAACACUCCCACACC
Molecule: messenger RNA, 2749 nt
Organism: Pezoporus occidentalis (night parrot)
Lineage: Eukaryota; Metazoa; Chordata; Aves; Psittaciformes; Psittacidae
Gene: FAM110C
Product: family with sequence similarity 110 member C
Exons: 2
Coding region: 277-1374 (365 amino acids)
Biological process (GO): positive regulation of cell migration; regulation of cell projection assembly
Cellular component (GO): cell cortex
Molecular function (GO): alpha-tubulin binding
Source: RefSeq, a predicted model, not a curated record